CGGCCUUGUUCGGCUCGGCUCGGCCCCACUCGGUCAAGCAGGAGGGGCGGGCGGCGGCGCUGGAAGUGACGCGGCGAGGGCGGGGCCGAAUUGUAGCCACCGUCGCCGCCUCCCGGGCCGGGAAGCGAUGUAGGAACCGCCAGACGGUCCUCAGCUCUCCCCGGCCCGAGCCCCGCGGCCUGCCGCCGCCGCCGCCGCCAUGAAGAAGCAAUUCAACCGCAUGAAGCAGCUGGCCAACCAGACCGUCGGCAGAGCUGAGAAAACAGAAGUCCUCAGUGAAGAUCUGCUACAGAUCGAACGGCGCCUGGACACUGUGCGGUCAAUGUGCCACCAUUCGCAUAAACGGUUGAUAGCAUGCUUCCAGGGUCAGCAUGGCACCGAUGCCGAGAGGAGACAUAAAAAGCUUCCUCUGACAGCACUCGCCCAAAACAUGCAGGAGGCUUCAGCCCAGCUCGAAGAGUCUCUCUUGGGGAAGAUGCUGGAGACCUGUGGGGAUGCUGAGAAUCAGCUGGCUCUUGAGCUCUCACAGCACGAAGUCUUUGUGGAGAAGGAGAUAGUAGACCCUUUCUACAGCAUAGCAGAGGUGGAGAUUCCCAACAUCCAAAAGCAGAGGAAACAGCUUGCUAAACUGGUGUUGGACUGGGAUUCAGUCAGAGCGAGGUGGAACCAAGCACACAAGUCUUCAGGAACCAACUUUCAGGGGCUUCCAUCCAAAAUAGACACCCUAAAGGAAGAGAUGGAUGAAGCUGGGAAUAAAGUUGAACAGUGCAAGGAUCAACUCGCAGCAGAUAUGUACAACUUCAUGGCCAAAGAAGGGGAGUACGGCAAAUUCUUUGUGACGUUAUUAGAAGCCCAAGCAGAUUACCAUAGAAAAGCAUUAGCAGUCUUAGAAAAGGCCCUUCCCGAAAUGCGCGCCCAUCAAGAUAAGUGGGCAGAGAAACCAGCCUUCGGGACACCCCUGGAGGAACACCUGAAGAGGAGUGGGCGUGAGAUUGCUCUCCCUAUUGAGGCCUGCGUCAUGUUGUUGCUGGAGACUGGCAUGAAGGAGGAGGGCCUUUUUCGCAUUGGGGCUGGAGCCUCCAAAUUAAAGAAGUUGAAAGCUGCUCUGGACUGCUCCACAUCUCACCUGGAUGAAUUCUAUUCAGAUCCUCAUGCUGUAGCAGGUGCUUUGAAGUCCUAUUUGCGGGAAUUGCCUGAGCCCUUGAUGACUUUCAGUCUGUAUGAAGAAUGGACACAAGUUGCAAGUGUGCAGGAUCAAGACAAAAAACUUCAAUAUUUAUGGACAACAUGUCAGAAGUUGCCACCACAAAAUUUUGUUAACUUUAGGUAUUUAAUCAAGUUCCUUGCAAAGCUUGCCCAGACCAGUGAUGUAAAUAAAAUGACUCCUAGCAACAUUGCCAUUGUGCUGGGCCCUAACCUGUUGUGGGCCAAACAAGAAGGAACACUGGCUGAAAUAGCAGCUGCCACAUCUGUCCACGUGGUCGCAGUGAUUGAACCUAUCAUCCAGCAUGCAGAUUGGUUCUUCCCUGGAGAGAUAGAAUUCAAUGUAUCAGAAGCAUUUGUUCCUCUUGCUACCCCAAAUUCUAAUCACUCAACCCACACUGGAAAUGACUCUGACUCGGGGACUCUGGAGAGGAAGCGACCUGCCAGCAUGGCGGUGAUGGAGGGGGACUUAGUCAAGAAGGAGAGCUUUGGUGUGAAGCUUAUGGACUUCCAGGCCCACCGGCGGGGUGGCACUCUAAAUAGAAAGCACGCGUCCCCUGCUUUCCAGCCGCCACUCCCGCCCACAGAUGGCAACGCCUUGGCUCCAGCAGGCCCAGAGCCCCCUUCUCAGAGCUCUAGGGCUGACAGCAGCUCAGGGGGUGGGCCUGUCCCCUCUUCUGCGGGCAUAUUGGAGCAGGGGCUGAGCCCAGGUGACAGCAGUCCUCCAAAACCCAAAGACACUGUGUCUGCAGCUGUCCCUGCACCAGGAAGAAACAACAACCAGGUGACCACGGGCCCAAGCCAGGCCCAGGCAGGUGGCAGCUCCCAUCAGCUCUCAGUGGGCACACCUCACAGUGCAGCUGGUCCCAGCCCUCACACUCUGCGUCGAGCUGUGAAGAAGCCUGCCCCGGCACCCCCCAAACCAGGAAACCCGCCUCCUGGCCACCCCGGGGGUCAGAGCUCUCCUGGUACAGGCACAUCCCCAAAGCCGAGCACACGCAGCCCUUCGCCGCCCCUGCAGCAGGCCCCGGGCAUGCGCCGCUGCUCCAGCAGUCUGCCUCCCAUCCAGGCGCCCAGCCACCCACCACCACAGCCCCCCACACAGCCCCGGCUGGGCGAGCAGGGACCAGAGCCGGGCCCCACGCCACCGCAGACCCCCACACCACCCAGCACCCCGCCCUUGGCCAAGCAGAAUUCCUCGCACAGUGAGACUACACAGCUGCAUGGAACCCUCCCAAGGCCGCGACCCGUGCCCAAGCCUCGCAACCGGCCAAGCGUGCCGCCACCCCCGCAUCCGCCUGGCACCCACGCGGGGGAUGGCAGCCUCACGCCUGCGGCGGCGCCCACAGCGCCUACAGCCUCCAGAAUCGUCACUGAUGCCCUUCCUAGUGCCCUCACAGACACCAAUUCUAGGGUUUCAGAAUCACUUCGCAACAUCUUUCCUGAAAUACAUUCAGACUUGGCAAGCAAAGAAGUGCCUGGCCACAUUCUGCUGGACAUAGACAAUGACACAGAAAGUACCGCAUUGUGAGAAGAGCCACUCCAGCCUUUGGCCCUCCAUCCCGGUGAGCGGAACUGGGUCAGGCAGGCAAGCCUCUGUCCCUGCAGACCAAACAGUGAAAAGCUUUCAGUGGGGGAAGGAAGGUCUGACUCCACAGGACUAGACUCCCACGGCCCAAGGAGAAGGUGAAGGGCCAGUACUCAAAGCUGAAUGACCUGGGUCGUGAAGGAGUUGGCUUGCUUUAUAAAUGGACGAAAAUCAUGCCAAAAAUGAUAGAACAAAGACAUACCUACAGCGGAAAGAGUAUUAUUACUGCUGAGAUAUAUAUGGGAGGCCUUUGCCCAUGCUGUUAACACAGACAGCCACUUGGAGUGACUAAGAGACUUACCUAUCUAUUUAAUAAAACACAUUAAUUAUGCAAGUUACCUACUUCCUGCUACUUGGACUUUGGUCACCACGCACCAGAGGGAGCUUCUGUUCCUUCAGACUCGCUGCAGACUCCUUUUGUAUUACAUACAGCCUGUGUCUCCUCCAACCCCAGAACCUCGGGCAUUGAUGGCGACUGCUGGCUCUGUCGCCUCAUCAAACUGGAUGUGAGUCGUGCCUUGUGGAUUGCCAGACUAUGGAGAGAAAUAUACUGUUCUUUUUUAAAAAAACAAAACGAAACAAAACAACGUAAUUGCUACUUGAUAAAAGUUGAAUGUUAUUCUAGUUUCGUGUUUAAUUUGAAUUAAAUAUAUUCUGUGGUUUAUAUGAAAA
Molecule: messenger RNA, 3463 nt
Organism: Peromyscus leucopus (white-footed mouse)
Lineage: Eukaryota; Metazoa; Chordata; Mammalia; Rodentia; Cricetidae
Gene: Arhgap17
Product: Rho GTPase activating protein 17
Exons: 21
Coding region: 200-2734 (844 amino acids)
Biological process (GO): positive regulation of GTPase activity; regulation of actin cytoskeleton organization; regulation of Rac protein signal transduction
Cellular component (GO): cytoplasm; cytosol; intracellular anatomical structure
Molecular function (GO): GTPase activator activity; protein binding
Source: RefSeq, a predicted model, not a curated record